Molecule: messenger RNA, 4346 nt
Organism: Poecilia latipinna (sailfin molly)
Lineage: Eukaryota; Metazoa; Chordata; Actinopteri; Cyprinodontiformes; Poeciliidae
Gene: osbpl8
Product: oxysterol binding protein-like 8
Exons: 22
Coding region: 911-3571 (886 amino acids)
Cellular component (GO): cortical endoplasmic reticulum; membrane; cytosol
Molecular function (GO): cholesterol binding
Source: RefSeq, a predicted model, not a curated record
GUUUCUUUAUUAUUCAUUUAACGUCAUCUGUUAUACUGCUGACUGACUAACUAACUAGUAACUAGAAGGAAACGACAAAAAGACCAUCUCAUCAGCAGAUUACAAGUAGAUCUAGUUCCGUGGAAGAAAUUUAAAGGGGAUUGUUUUAUGUUCAUAUAUCCAGAUAAAAUCUGGCAGUUUUGAGUCUGGGAUGAAAUCUGGGAAUGUGUGAGAGCGGUGAGAGCUUUUGGGGAAGCCAAGCUGUCGUGGAGCUUUUGAUUCUGCCUCAUUCUCAUCAUUAUCUGUCUUCUUCGCUUCGUCUUCCAAAGAUAAAAAGCAGGACGGAACGUCACGGAUAUGAAUCCACGAUAUCCGUGAUGUGACUGAUUACUAUUACAAUCAAAAUAGAGGCUCCGCUUUUACAGCCGCCAUUAAAAAAAAAAACGACAACAAAAAGAAAACAGGCAUCUUAGUUCAACGUUUAGAAAAGAUGAAUCAUCUGGGGAAGCAGUGAAGUGUUCCUGUACGUCUAAAGGGGCCGAUUAGAAACUCCUGAGGAGAAAUGCAGCAGCAGAGGAAGACUAGACGUGGAACACAUCGAGUCAGGAUGCGGCUCCCCUCCCAUCCGGAGCACAGGGAGUAGGCGGGGCUCGGCUUAUUCCUUAUUAAGUACUUACAGCCUCUCCCCUCUCAUAGCAGAGAGAGAGAGAGUGUGUGUGAGGAAGAGGGGGCCAGUCGGCUGCACUGAUUCAAAGCCUGCGUGUGUUUUUGUGUUGUGCUCCUCCACCGCUUCACUCGCACACUAGAGGGAAUUGGCUUCCCGAUCACCUUCCAACCUUCCGCCCCAGAGCAUUCCAGCCCCCUCCUCACUUCCCUUGCGCCCCCUUGUGUCUUCCUCCCCCCCCUGGCGAGGGAGCUCCGUGCCGGCCCCAUGAUGAAGGAGGAGGGCCUGCUGAACCGCCGGCGGUUCUCCACGUGUGGCGGGACGGCGUCGCUUCGACCUCCGCACCCGGACGGACGCAAGCUCAUCCGCAACGCCUCCUUCGGGGGCUAUAACGAGCUGUCACCCAUCUCGCUUCCAGGUUUCGAGAGAGUAAAGGAGGAUCUUCUUCCUCUGCCUUUGAAAGAGGAUUCGAAUUCCAUAUCAAAGAGCAAGUCUGAAACCAAGCUGUACAAUGGCUCAGAUAAGGAUGUGCCAGCGUCUGGCGGAAAGCUCACCAAGAAGGAGUCCCUCAAGGUGCAGAAGAAGAACUACAGAGAAGAAAAGAAGAGGGCGACCAAGGAGCUGCUUAGCACCAUCACAGACCCUUCUGUUAUCGUCAUGGCCGACUGGCUGAAGAUCCGAGGCACGCUGAAGAGCUGGACCAAGCUGUGGUGCGUGCUGAAGCCGGGGGUCCUCCUCAUAUAUAAGACUAACAAAAACGGCCAGUGGGUGGGAACGGUGCUGCUGAACGCCUGCGAGCUCAUCGAGAGGCCGUCCAAGAAGGACGGCUUCUGCUUCAAGCUCUUUCACCCGCUGGAGCAAUCCAUCUGGGCGGUGAAGGGUCCUAAAGGAGAGGCGGUGGGCUCCAUCACGCAGCCGUUACCCAGCAGCCACCUCAUCUUCCGCGCCGCAUCAGAGUCUGAUGGUCGAUGCUGGAUGGACGCCUUGGAGCUGGCCCUGAAGUGCUCCAGCCUGCUGAAGAGGACCAUGAUCCGGGAGGGGAAGGAGGACAUGAGCACCGUGUCCACCGGUGGAGAGCACUCCAUUAACUUCUACAGCCUCCUCAGAGCCCACAACAUGCAAGGCUUCCAGUUCAACGACGGCGACCACCUAAAAGACCCGGACCUGUACUCGGACAAGUCAGACCGGGAGGGCGAACAGGACCACGAGGAGUCGGACCCCGAGGGCCUGGAGAAGAGCGAGGAGAGCGACAGCGACACGUCAGAGCGCCAGGACGACUCGUACAUCGAAAUGGACCCCAAUGAGCACCUGCGGGAAACCCCGUACAUGGAGCAGUCGCACGAAGAGCUGGGGGAGGCCGGCGAGGCUGCACAGACGGAGACCGUAUCCGAGGAGAACAAGUCUCUGAUCUGGACUCUGCUGAAGCAGGUGCGUCCAGGCAUGGAUCUGUCCAAGGUCGUCCUGCCCACCUUCGUCCUGGAGCCGAGGUCCUUCCUGGACAAGCUGUCCGACUACUACUACCACGCAGACUUCCUGUCCGAAGCUGCAAUUGAAGAGAAUGCCUACAACCGGAUGAAGAAGGUGGUGAAAUGGUACAUCUCUGGAUUUUACAAAAAGCCACAGGGGUUGAAGAAGCCAUACAACCCCAUCAUUGGAGAGACGUACCGGUGCAUGUGGCUCCAUCAGAAGACCAACAGCAAGACUUUUUACAUCGCAGAACAGGUCUCUCACCAUCCGCCAGUGUCGGCCUUCUACGUCAGCAACAGGAAAGACGGGUUCUGCCUCAGCGGCAGCAUCCUCGCCAAGUCCAAGUUCUACGGAAACUCCCUGUCAGCCAUUUUAGACGGAGAGGCUCGGCUCACCUUCCUCAACCGAGGGGAGGACUACGUUAUGAACAUGCCCUACGCUCACUGUAAAGGCAUUCUGUACGGAACCAUGACCUUGGAGCUGGGAGGUCAGAUCACCAUUGCGUGUGAGAAAACGGGCUACAGCUCUCAGCUCGAGUUCAAACUGAAGCGGCAGCCGUUUCUGGGCAGCAGCGAUUGUGUCAACCAGAUCUCUGGGAAGAUCAAGCUGGGAAAGGAGGUCCUGGCUACUCUAGAGGGACACUGGGACAGUGAGAUCUUCAUCAACGACAAAAAAACGGGGACGAUGGAUACGUUCUGGGACCCGACGCCGGAGCUGAGGCAGAACAGGCUGACGCGCUACACAGUCCCACCUGAAGAGCAGGGGGACUUCGAGUCAGAAAGGCUGUGGCAGCACGUGACUCGAGCGAUCAACAACAAGGACCAGACGGAGGCCACCAACGAGAAGUUCAUCCUGGAGGAAGCUCAGAGGAAGGCGGCCCGGGAGCGCAAAACCAAAUGCGAGGAUUGGAUCCCCGCCCUGUUCGAGCAGGACCCCAUCACCGGAGAGUGGCAUUACAGAUAUGCCGACACCAGGCCGUGGGAUCCGCUCAACGACCUGAUUCAGUUUGAGAAAGACGGCUGCAUCCAGACCAAGGUCCGACACCGCACCCCUAUGGUACGUUCUGGCAGUCUUAUUAGUCUGAGUAACCAGGGGCCGCGGAGGGACAAUUGCAAGUGCCAGGUAACGGUGCCAAAGAGAACACACAAGAGCGACAACCCCAAGAGCCUGGAGAGCGGCUGCUCCUCACCAGAACCUGAUCACCAUGACUCAUCGGGGAGCGAACGACACAAAAGCAAGCAUAACUGUCGGCUGAGAAAAAAGGGUGCAGACCUCAGCGAACUUCAAAGUGCCAUCAACUCCAUAAAGCAGACGCAGGAGGACAUUAACAGGAACGUGGUGGCGCUGCGGAUGCGUUCAGAGAGCCGGGCGGAGAACACGUCCUUCCUCCAGCAGCGGGACUACGUCAUCAUCGCCUGCCUCGUCGUCCUUCAGGUUCUCAUCAACUACAUUUUCAAGUAGCAGCCACAAGGCCUCAACCUGAACUCACUCUCUCUCACACACACACACCGGAGAUUUUUAGACGAGCUGACCUCCAGCUCCCUCCUUCUCUCCGCUUAACAAACCCAUAUCUUUGUGUUGUGGAAAAGCAGAAGAACUCGGAAAGAGACCGUUUUUAUCGUAUUUAUUCGCAAACAUCAUCAUUCUAAAUCUCCGCGGAGAUGCAUGGAUUUCAAAGAGAGGGGAACAGCGGUGAAGGGAUUUCACAUGGAAUAAAAGGCUGGACUGCCUCGGGUUUUUUUUUUUCUUUGUUUUUUUUUUUUUUUUUUUUUUUUUUUAAUGCCUUGAUGUUAAAGGCAAAGACGGCAGCCGUUUUUUAUUAGCUGUUUCAUUAUUUUUGCUUUUUUUUUAAACGGAGUGAUGCUACUCUGAUGUUUCACAUUUCACCUCAAACGACAGGGAAGCUUCUAACACAAAAACAAGGACCACAGGUCAGAUUGUAACACACGCACAUGAGAUCCCUUUAAUUUUAGUGCUUCUUUUCUGUUUUCCUAUCUCAUCUUGUGUUUAACUGAAGCCUGCUCAGAACAGAAAACUCAACGUGAUGGGAAAAAAAAAGGGAAAGAAAAACAAAGUGGUCCAAUGUGUGCAACUUUUAUUUUUAUAUGAUCAGAUCCUCUUACAUUCACCCUCGAUUCCACAUCUGGAAAUAGAAGACAGUGAGAAUAACACAAGGGACAAAAGGAAGAGAAGCUAUAGACCUCCGCUUUUUGCAUACAAAGUCGUUGUUUAGAGA